AUGGGGUCUUCGAUGAACUUCCCGUCUGGGUAUGUGAACAAGCACACGCUGCAGCGGACGAAGUCCAGCGGCCCGACGAUAUUCCAGAAGGAGUCUGUGGCGGCGAAAAGCGCGGGGAGCACGAAAUCGAAGCUGUCCUUGGCGCUGCAGACGCAGGGCCAGAGACAGGGCGAGGACGAAGCUGCUGGGCCGGAGGACCAGCAGGGCGAUGGCGAGGAGGAUGAGGACUACUCUUCGUGCGAUGAAAAGAACGAGGAGAGCGCCGGGGAUUACCGCCCCGGGGGGUAUCACCCAGCGUACAAGGGUGAGAUCUACAAGGACGGGCGCUACACCCUGGUGCGGAAACUGGGCUGGGGCCACUUCUCGACCGUGUGGCUGGCGAGGGACAACGUGACGGGCAGCCACGUCGCCAUGAAGAUUGUGCGCAGCGACCGCGUGUAUACCGAGGCGGCCCUGGACGAGGUGAAGCUGCUGCACAAGGUCCGCAGCACGAACCUGGCAGAGCAGGCCUGCGGUGGUGCCACUGAAAGCGCCGAGGGUCCUGCGAGGCCGGUUUCCCGCUCAGGCGCCCACUAUAUUCUUAAUUUAUUAGAUGACUUUGUCCACAAGGGUGACAAUGGCGAACAUAUUGUGAUGGUUUUCGAAGUUUUGGGCGAGAAUUUAUUGGCUCUUAUUAAAAAGUACGAGCACAGGGGUAUACCAAUUGUAUAUGUAAAGCAAAUUGCUAAGCAAUUGCUUUUGGGUCUAGAUUACAUGCAUAGGAAGUGUGGGAUAAUCCAUACAGACAUCAAACCGGAGAAUGUUUUGAUGGAGAUUGGCGAUGUUGAAGGUAUAGUGCGGAUGAUGGAGCAGUUAGACAAGCAGAAGCGCGAGCUGCGCAAACUACAACGGCGCGCUUCGCGGUCCGUAUUUGAUUCUCCGCCAGUUCGUGAGAACACUUCCUGCACCGGUAGCAUUAGCAACAGCAUUACCGAAACUUCGACUUCGCGCAGAGCGAGGCGGCAUACGCUCAUUACCGGCUCUCAGCCUCUGCCCUCCCCGUUGUCUUCUAACAAUUUUAUGGAGCUGAAGACACAGCUCAUGGGACAACCCAUGGGCACAAUUAGUCGGCAGCCAUCUAUGUCAGGCAGGUCUUUUUCUUUGCAAACUCUGGGCGGCGCAACCACCACACUCGGCUCCUCUGUACAGAAGCCGGCCGAAUCGGACCACGAUAUUUCCAACUCAUUCUCUUCCAUGGAAAUUGAGGACCACGGGAACUCUAGUGGUAACACUGAGGUUGGCCAGGUUAUCCAAAUAAAGAUUGCCGACUUGGGCAAUGCCUGUUGGUACGAUGAGCACUUCACCAACGCCAUCCAAACACGUGAAUACAGGUCCCCGGAAGUCUUAUUGGGAUGCCCCUGGGGCUGCAGCGCCGACAUCUGGUCCACUGCAUGCUUGAUCUUUGAGCUCUUGACUGGCGAUUUCUUAUUUGAGCCAAACCAAGGACAUUCAUACACAAAAGACGAUGAUCACAUUGCUCAAAUAAUUGAACUACUCGGGAACAUACCAUCCUACCUGUUUGAUCAUGGUAAAUAUGUGAAAAACUUCUUCUUCUCUGAUGGUAAACUAAGAAAUAUCAAGAAGCUUCGGUUCUGGCCAUUGAAGGAUGUUCUCAUCGAGAAGUACGGUUUUGAAACGUCUGCCGCGGAAGAAGUAUCUGGAUUUUUGCUGCCUAUGUUAGAAAUGGACCCUAGAAAGAGGGCAGACGCUGGAGGUAUGGUGAAUCAUCCCUGGUUAUCCGAUACUGUCGGUAUGGAAACCGUUACUGCUAGUGAUCGGGUAUUGUAUGCAAGUGGUGCUGACAUCCCAGGCUGGUUUAAGGAGGACAGUCGCCAUGGUUGA
Eremothecium gossypii ATCC 10895 is the source of this 1881-nucleotide messenger RNA. It is a transcript of the gene SKY1, whose product is annotated as serine/threonine protein kinase SKY1. The transcript has a single exon. Bases 1 to 1881 code for a protein of 626 amino acids. Gene Ontology annotation, biological process: spliceosomal complex assembly; regulation of mRNA processing; protein phosphorylation. The record is from RefSeq and is marked provisional. Lineage: Eukaryota; Fungi; Ascomycota; Saccharomycetes; Saccharomycetales; Saccharomycetaceae. Gene Ontology annotation, molecular function: protein kinase activity; ATP binding.